This is a messenger RNA of Closterium sp. Yama58-4, 6895 nucleotides long. NCBI's taxonomy places the organism in Eukaryota, Viridiplantae, Streptophyta, Zygnematophyceae, Desmidiales, Closteriaceae. The record is from the annotation of a GenBank genome assembly.
AUGCAUUGUUCUUCACUGCUGGACAAAGUGGAUCAUCCCGAGGUGCAACAGCACGUGCUGUUGGGCCGAGGCAUCGCAAACACAUUCCUGGGGCAUAAGGAUAAGGCACUCAAGGACCUCACCAAGGGCACAGAGCACUACCCACAUGUGGCGGACUUUUGGAGGCGCCGGGCUCACCUGCUGGCGUCCAUGGGGAGGCAGGCAGACGCCCUGAGCGACUACUCUCGUGCUCUAGAACUCGAGCCAAACCACCCUGAGACGAUUCAGGAAAGAGGAGUGCUGGCAUUCCAGGCAGGUGACUUCUGGACGGCAAUCAGCGACCUCACUGCUUCACUCAAGCGCCAGCCCAAGGACCCCAUGCUCAUCCGUGCCGUCAUUCUUCAAGCUCCCUCCUUCCCUCUCUCUCCCCACUUCGUUCGGGCAUUAAGCUAUGGAGGAGCAGGGCAGUGGAGGGACGCGGUUGAGGUGAUGGAGGAGGCAGUGAGGCGGCAUCCACGGGUGGCGCUGCUGUGGAGUGACAAGGGCCGCGCACACAAGGAGCUGGGGCAGGCGGACCUUGCAGUGGAUGCACUGCACAAGGCACUAGCUCUGGAAGAGUCACCAGAGGCAUAUCUACGGCUGGGCCUUCAGUUGCAGAGCAUUGGGGACCACAGUGAUGCCAUCAAGUACGCCCACAAGGGGCUGAAGCUCAGGCCGAUGGACAUUGAGCUCAACUACUUAGAAGCUUCGUCGCUGCAUGCAGUCGGGAACUACAAUGCUGCUAUAAAGCAGUACAGUGUGAUUAUAGCGCUGCCCUCUCAGGCAGCCAGCGAGUAUGCGCAGGUCCAGCAGUCCUUGGCCUUCUAUCAGAGGGACAUUGCCACGUACACGUGGUCCAAGCUAGCACGGCCCUUCAUUGACUUCCAGAUCGAUGAAGAUCUCGACACCAACUUCAAGAUAGGCGAGCCCACUGACCUUGUGGCUUGGAUCGACCUGCUGGAGAACGAGAUCGAGAGGGGGUAUGGAGGCCUGACAGCUCUCCAGGUGGGCCAGAUGCAGAACGUCAAGUACUACCCUCUCAAGGACAGAACGUUGGAGGUGGUGAAGCAGCGGCUGCUGGAAGCAGAAGAAGCUUUCAACGCGACGGGCAUGACCAUGAGCUCUAAGAGUGUUCAUGGCCUCAUGGUGUGGGAUAGCGCGCGGUCAUUUGACUUUGCCAUUCGCACCUCGGUGGACCGGCCACGUUGGAAGCACCUAGACUUGGAGCUCACAGCAGCAUGGCAGGCGCUGUGUGUUGCAGUGAUGGACGCACACACAGAAACAGCGGACCCUCAUCGCUACCGCCAGAAGAUUCAAGACGCCAUCCUCCGCCUGGGGUACUUCUGGUCAGUACGGCUCAUUAUGUACUCACACUCCGCCACGCUUAGGCCGUGUGCGAUGGCGCCAUCUCUUCGUGCGAUUCGUGCGACGUUCGUUUGUCUUUCGUUGAACCUGACCCUGUGCAAUGUCUUUACCGGGCGCUACUACACCGCGUCGAAUCUUGCCUCUCCCGCAACUCGCAAUCUGGAAGCUGAAUCGACGGAGGCAGCAGCGGGGUUCGUGCUGCCGAGCUCGGCGCGCAGCUGCGACGAAGAUGAGAGUAUCAAUGGAGCCAAGGGGUUGGUACCCUCAUUGAACCAACUCAACUGGAGUCCCGGUCUAUGUGAUUGGGAAAUGCGUCUAAUCGCAUCAGUGCCAAAGCAGAGGACCGCAGCACAGCGUUACCGUCAUCGCACAGGCAUCCGCACCUGCCUCCUCCCUCUGAUUAAAAAGGGAACGAAGCUGUUCAAACUCCUUCCUCCGCCGCCCCUCUCUGCUCCCCCUCUCCCCGCCUGCGAUUCCCCCUCAUCUGGCCGAGGGGGGAAGCUGCUGCUGGGGGGAGCGGACCUGUGCGCCCUGAUGCACGCGGAGGGAGGGGGGAGUGGAUGGGCAGGCGGUGGGGUAAAGGGGGCUGCGGAGGAGAGCAGGGGGGAGCGCAGAGGAGCGGUAGGGAGUUCAGAUGCCAGUGUUGAGAAAGGGGGGGAGAGAGGAGGUGCGUCAGGUUCUGCGGCUGCUGGUGCAGGACGAGCGACACAAAAAAAGGCAGAGGCAGCAGCGAAAUCAGAAAAGGAGAGGUCGGAUGAGGGGGACCGGAAGAAGGGACGUGUGGGCAGUGGGGAGCAAAAGGGGCGUGGAACGACCAGGGGUCACAAGGAAGAGCAGGAGGAUGAGGAGGAUGAGGAGGAGGACAGGGGACGGAGAGGAAGGGAAGGAGUGAAGAAAGGGAGGGAGCAGGCGAAGCAGACAGUCAAGAGAAGUGAGAUUAGGGAUGAUGGGAAGGGGAGUGGUGGUGGUAGUGGUGCGUUUGAGGGCAUGAAAAAGGAGGGGGGACGCGAGAAGGAGAAGCAGGGCGGGCAUGUGAACAAGGAGAUGAUGAUUCGAGCAGCCAUCAGCAUGAUGCAAGCCAAGAAGUUCAACGAAGCGAUCAACCUCUUCAACCAGGUAGAAGCAGAGGGCGGAGAGCUCUCAGAUCAGCUGUACAUCGGCAGGGGCCUCUGCCACCUCAUGCUCAAGCGGUUGGACGAGGCAGAAGACGACUUCACAGAGGGCAUCCAGCGCUUCCCCAGGAGCGCAGAGCUGUACAGGCGGAGGGCCAUGCUGUACAUCGAGAGGAACGAACGGGAGGCGGCUGUGGAGGAUCUGAGCCGGUCCCUGGAGAUAGACCCCGACAACCAGGACGCCCUGCAGCACCGCGGCAUCAUCGCCUUCCACAUACACCUGUACAGCAUGGCCAUCGCUGAUCUCUCCAAGGCGCUUGACAUGCGACCCAUGGAUGCCUACCUCAUCCGCGCCAAGGGCAUAGCCCUGGCGGGGGCAGGGCAGUGGCGCAAUGCGAGUGCCGUGUUCGCAGAGGCAGUGAAACGCCACCCCAUGUCGGCGCACCUGUGGACGGAGAAGGGCCGCGUGCACAAGGAGCUGGGGGAGGUGGACCUUGCACUGGCUGCCCUGCAUAAAGCGCUGGCUCUGGAAGACACUCUGGAGGCGUACAUCCGCCUCACGUCGCUCAUGCAGCUGGUGGGCCGCCACAGGGAGGUGGUAACCACGGCGAGGAGGGGCUUGAAGCUGAAUCCCGACGACAUAGAGCUCAACUACCUGGAAGCUUCUGCACACCAUGCGCUGGGUGAUUUUGAGGCAGCGAUUCUCCUGCGCCUGGAGCUGCAGAUUCUCCUGCGCCUGGAGCUGCAGAUUCUCCUGCGCCUGGAGCUGCAGAUUCUCCUGCGCCUGGAGCUGCAGAUUCUCCUGCGCCUGGAGCUGCAGAUUCUCCUGCGUCUGGAGCUGCAGAUUCUCCUGCGCCUGGAGCUGCAGAUUCUCCUGCGCCUGGAGCUGCAGAUUCUCCUGCGCCUGGAGCUGCAGAUUCUCCUGCGUCUGGAGCUGCAGAUUCUCCUGCGCCUGGAGCUGCAGAUUCUCCUGCAUUCUCCUGCGCCUGGAGCUGCAGAUUCUCCUGCGCCUGGAGCUGCAGAUUCUCCUGCGCCUGGAGCUGCAGAUUCUCCUGCGCCUGGAGCUGCAGAUUCUCCUGCGCCUGGAGCUGCAGAUUCUCCUGCGCCUGGAGCUGCAGAUUCUCCUGCGCCUGGAGCAGCCUGGCGCUGGAGCUGCAGAUUCUCCUGCGCCUGGAGCUGCAGAUUCUCCUGCGCCUGGAGCUGCAGAUUCUCCUGCGCCUGGAGCUGCAGAUUCUCCUGCGCCUGGAGCUGCAGAUUCUCCUGCAUUCUCCUGCGCCUGGAGCUGCAGAUUCUCCUGCGCCUGGAGCUGCAGAUUCUCCUGCGCCUGGAGCUGCAGAUUCUCCUGCGCCUGGAGCUGCAGAUUCUCCUGCGCCUGGAGCUGCAGAUUCUCCUGCGCCUGGAGCUGCAGAUUCUCCUGCGCCUGGAGCUGCAGAUUCUCCUGCGCCUGGAGCUGCAGAUUCUCCUGCGCCUGGAGCUGCAGAUUCUCCUGCGCCUGGAGCUGCAGAUUCUCCUGCGCCUGGAGCUGCAGAUUCUCCUGCGCCUGGAGCUGCAGAUUCUCCUGCAUUCUCCUGCGCCUGGAGCUGCAGAUUCUCCUGCGCCUGGAGCUGCAGAUUCUCCUGCGCCUGGAGCUGCAGAUUCUCCUGCGCCUGGAGCUGCAGAUUCUCCUGCGUCUGGAGCUGCAGAUUCUCCUGCGCCUGGAGCUGCAGAUUCUCCUGCGCCUGGAGCUGCAGAUUCUCCUGCGCCUGGAGCUGCAGAUUCUCCUGCGCCUGGAGCUGCAGAUUCUCCUGCGUCUGGAGCUGCAGAUUCUCCUGCAUUCUCCUGCGCUCUAGAGCUGCAGAUUCUCUUGCGCCUGGAGCUGCAGAUUCUCCUGCGCCUGGAGCUGCAGAUUCUCCUGCGCCUGGAGCUGCAGAUUCUCCUGCGCCUGGAGCUGCAGAUUCUCCUGCGCCUGGAGCUGCAGAUUCUCCUGCGCCUGGAGCUGCAGAUUCUCCUGCGCCUGGAGCUGCAGAUUCUCCUGCGCCUGGAGCUGCAGAUUCUCCUGCGCCUGGAGCUGCAGAUUCUCCUGCGCCUGGAGCUGCAGAUUCUCCUGCGCCUGGAGCUGCAGAUUCUCCUGCGCCUGGAGCUGCAGAUUCUCCUGCGCCUGGAGCUGCAGAUUCUCCUGCGUCUGGAGCUGCAGAUUCUCCUGCGUCUGGAGCUGCAGAUUCUCCUGCGCCUGGAGCUGCAGAUUCUCCUGCGCCUGGAGCUGCAGUAUCUCCUGCGUCUGGAGCUGCAGAUUCUCCUGCGCCUGGAGCUGCAGAUUCUCCUGCGCCUGGAGCUGCAGAUUCUCCUGCGUCUGGAGCUGCAGAUUCUCCUGCGCCUGGAGCUGCAGAUUCUCCUGCGCCUGGAGCUGCAGAUUCUCCUGCGUCUGGAGCUGCAGAUUCUCCUGCGUCUGGAGCUGCAGAUUCUCCUGCGUCUGGAGCUGCAGAUUCUCCUGCGCCUGGAGCUGCAGAUUCUCCUGCGCCUGGAGCUGCAGAUUCUCCUGCGCCUGGAGCUGCAGAUUCUCCUGCGCCUGGAGCUGCAGAUUCUCCUGCGCCUGGAGCUGCAGAUUCUCCUGCGCCUGGAGCUGCAGAUUCUCCUGCGCCUGGAGCUGCAGAUUCUCCUGCGCCUGGAGCUGCAGAUUCUCCUGCGCCUGGAGCUGCAGAUUCUCCUGCGCCUGGAGCUGCAGAUUCUCCUGCGCCUGGAGCUGCAGAUUCUCCUGCGCCUGGAGCUGCAGAUUCUCCUGCGCCUGGAGCUGCAGAUUCUCCUGCGCCUGGAGCUGCAGAUUCUCCUGCGCCUGGAGCUGCAGAUUCUCCUGCGCCUGGAGCUGCAGAUUCUCCUGCAUUCUCCUGCGCCUGGAGCUGCAGAUUCUCCUGCGCCUGGAGCUGCAGAUUCUCCUGCGCCUGGAGCUGCAGAUUCUCCUGCGCCUGGAGCUGCAGAUUCUCCUGCGCCUGGAGCUGCAGAUUCUCCUGCGCCUGGAGCUGCAGAUUCUCCUGCGCCUGGAGCUGCAGAUUCUCCUGCGCCUGGAGCUGCAGAUUCUCCUGCGCCUGGAGCUGCAGAUUCUCCUGCGCCUGGAGCUGCAGAUUCUCCUGCGCCUGGAGCUGCAGAUUCUCCUGCGCCUGGAGCUGCAGAUUCUCCUGCGCCUGGAGCUGCAGAUUUCCUGCGCCUGGAGCUGCAGAUUCUCCUGCGCCUGGAGCUGCAGAUUCUCCUGCGCCUGGAGCUGCAGAUUCUCCUGCGCCUGGAGCUGCAGAUUCUCCUGCGCCUGGAGCUGGAGAUUCGAUUCUCCUGCGCCUGGAGCUGCAGAUUCUCCUGCAUUCUCCUGCGCCUGGAGCUGCAGAUUCUCCUGCGCCUGGAGCUGCAGAUUCUCCUGCGCCUGGAGCUGCAGAUUCUCCUGCGCCUGGAGCUGCAGAUUCUCCUGCGUCUGGAGCUGCAGAUUCUCCUGCAUUCUCCUGCGCCUGGAGCUGCCAGAUUUCUUUCCCUGCGCCUGGAGCUGCAGAUUCUCCUGCGCCUGGAGCUGCAGAUUCUCCUGCGCCUGGAGCUGCAGAUUCUCCUGCGCCUGGAGCUGCAGAUUCUCCUGCGCCUGGAGCUGCAGAUUCUCCUGCGUCUGGAGCUGCAGAUUCUCCUGCGCCUGGAGCUGCAGAUUCUCCUGCGCCUGGAGCUGCAGAUUCUCCUGCGCCUGGAGCUGCAGAUUCUCCUGCGUCUGGAGCUGCAGAUUCUCCUGCGCCUGGAGCUGCAGAUUCUCCUGCGCCUGGAGCUGCAGAUUCUCCUGCGUCUGGAGCUGCAGAUUCUCCUGCGCCUGGAGCUGCAGAUUCUCCUGCGCCUGGAGCUGCAGAUUCUCCUGCGCCUGGAGCUGCAGAUUCUCCUGCGCCUGGAGCUGCAGAUUCUCCUGCGCCUGGAGCUGCAGAUUCUCCUGCGCCUGGAGCUGCAGAUUCUCCUGCGCCUGGAGCUGCAGAUUCUCCUGCGCCUGGAGCUGCAGAUUCUCCUGCGCCUGGAGCUGCAGAUUCUCCUGCGCCUGGAGCUGCAGAUUCUCCUGCGCCUGGAGCUGCAGAUUCUCCUGCGCCUGGAGCUGCAGAUUCUCCUGCGCCUGAGCAUUUCUCCUGCGCCUGGAGCUGCAGAUUCUCCUGCGCCUGGAGCUGCAGAUUCUCCUGCGCCUGGAGCUGCAGAUUCUCCUGCGCCUGGAGCUGCAGAUUCUCCUGCGCCUGGAGCUGCAGAUUCUCCUGCGCCUGGAGCUGCAGAUUCUCCUGCGCCUGGAGCUGCAGAUUCUCCUGCGUGGGAGCUGCAGAUUCUCCUGCGCCUGGAGCUGCAGAUUCUCCUGCGCCUGGAGCUGCAGAUUCUCCUGCGCCUGGAGCUGCAGAUUCUCCUGCGCCUGGAGCUGCAGAUUCUCCUGC